Messenger RNA from Mus caroli (Ryukyu mouse), 5047 nucleotides. It is a transcript of the gene Crkl, whose product is annotated as CRK like proto-oncogene, adaptor protein. Lineage: Eukaryota; Metazoa; Chordata; Mammalia; Rodentia; Muridae. Gene Ontology annotation, cellular component: cytoplasm. The record is from RefSeq and is a predicted model, not a curated record. Gene Ontology annotation, biological process: positive regulation of ERK1 and ERK2 cascade; enzyme-linked receptor protein signaling pathway; cell migration. Gene Ontology annotation, molecular function: receptor tyrosine kinase binding; signaling adaptor activity.
AGGGGGAGGUGCCCGGUUGCUUCUCCCGCGUCCGCCAUUUUGUUGCUGUGGCUAUUGGGAGCGGGCUGGGCAAGACGGCCCGGGAGGCGCGACUCUUGUUGGAGUGCGGUGCUUCGUGUGACCGCGGGGAUCGGUGCGGGCUCUUGAGGCUGCGGAGCCGGCGGGUUCCAGGACAGAAGUCACUGGAGUCUCCCCUAUACUCCGGCCAGCUGAGAAGCCCGAGGCGGCCUCCGCUACUGCUCAGCUUCGCCCACCUCGACCCGGGGGCUUUGCCCAGUGUUCCCGGACCGGCUCUCCGUGAGGCGGCCCGGUGCAGGAGGGCGGUGGCGGAGGAUGCUGCGGGGCCCGGAGCCUAGAGGAACGUCCUGACCAAGCCCUCUGAUUGUUCCUCGAAGUGUUCCGAGAGGCCCUUCCUCGACCCCAAAGCCGACAGCGGGUAAAGGCUUCCCAAGCAAGCGAGAGCAGCAGACGCCGCCCAUCCCCGGGCCCAACACCAUGUCCUCCGCCAGGUUUGAUUCUUCAGACCGCUCUGCCUGGUACAUGGGGCCAGUGACUCGCCAGGAGGCGCAGACUCGUCUCCAGGGCCAGCGCCAUGGCAUGUUCCUAGUCCGGGACUCAUCUACCUGCCCCGGGGACUAUGUACUGUCCGUGUCCGAGAACUCGCGUGUCUCGCACUACAUCAUCAACUCCCUGCCCAACCGCCGCUUUAAGAUCGGGGACCAGGAGUUUGACCAUUUGCCGGCCUUGCUGGAGUUCUACAAGAUCCACUAUCUGGACACUACCACCUUAAUCGAACCGGCGCCCAGGUACCCAAGCCCACCAGUGGGUUCUGUCUCAGCACCCAACUUACCUACAGCAGAAGAAAAUCUGGAAUAUGUACGGACCCUGUAUGAUUUUCCUGGGAAUGAUGCUGAAGACCUACCCUUUAAAAAGGGCGAGCUUCUAGUGAUAAUAGAAAAGCCUGAAGAGCAGUGGUGGAGUGCCCGCAACAAGGAAGGCCGGGUUGGGAUGAUUCCUGUCCCUUACGUUGAAAAGCUUGUGAGGUCGUCGCCACAUGGAAAGCAUGGAAAUAGGAAUUCUAACAGUUAUGGCAUCCCAGAACCUGCUCAUGCGUAUGCUCAACCUCAGACCACAACUCCUCUACCUACAGUUGCCAGUACUCCUGGGGCAGCGAUCAACCCUUUGCCAUCCACACAGAAUGGACCUGUCUUUGCAAAAGCAAUCCAGAAGAGAGUACCUUGUGCUUAUGACAAGACUGCCUUGGCAUUGGAGGUUGGUGACAUUGUGAAAGUCACAAGGAUGAAUAUCAAUGGCCAAUGGGAAGGCGAGGUGAAUGGGCGCAAGGGGCUUUUCCCCUUCACACAUGUUAAAAUCUUUGAUCCUCAGAACCCCGAUGACAAUGAGUGAUUGCUGUGCUGUCCCUGCUGCUGCCUCCUUCUGCCUGUCAGUCUCCUUUGAAGUGGGAAGCACUCUGUCACAUGCAAGUUACACCGAGCUGCUGGCGGCCAGCUUUCCAUACAUUGGCAGUCCCUGCACAUACGAAAUGCCUCAGCAGCUGCCUCGCUGGCUCGCUCGGCAUUUGUAUCAUAGUCAUGCUGUCAAAGAGUAGCUGGUUUAGAGUUCUUGUGGAUUGUGAACUGGAAACACUGGUGGAAGCACACAGUAGAGACUGGAACCCAGAGUGGCUCUUCCUUCCUAUCCAUCCCUGCCUUGUUUGUACUGGAGGCUGACAGAGAGAGCAAGCAAGCCUGCUGAUGGUCUGCAUGGAGACGGUGAGGCUUGGCAAGGUCUUGCUUUGCUGGUCUACAGAACAGUGGCUUUGCCACCAACUCAAUUUUCUUUGGACGACAGAGGAAGUAAAACUCCAGACAAUUCUGUCCUGAACUCCUCAAGUCUGGCUGGUUUUUAUUUUCUUUUGUUUAGUUUUGUUUUUGGAAGACUAAUUAAUUAUAGUUGUGUGUUCUGAACAGAUUUUUAAAUAGUAGGUUGGUCUGUGAUGGUCUAAGGAACAAUCCAUGUCUCUGAGCUUCCAAACUGAAGCCACUGUACGUAACUAAAAUAGGAAAAGACCCCCUCAAGUAGGGGCCUUUAUCUUUUGGUUGCCACAGUACCUUGUUUACCAUGUGGCAAACAGUGCACACAGCAGCAGUCAUGGUAUACCGUGCUGUGAAGCACCAAGGUGGGGGUGGGCCUGCUGUUAUCACUGCCUCUGACAGGAGCAGACAGGGUGGGCCUCUUCAGUGAAAACAUUUGAAGUCUGUGGGCUUACUAGAUCCAUCCGUGAGUUAAAUUGCAUUUCUGUGUUCUACCACAGAGGCCACCCAGCCCUUCCUGUACUGACCUAGCUUAUCCAGGCAGCUUGAGAGUGGUGUCUGUUCUGGUUCCACAGCCUGUAUAGAACCAGAAUACAGUGCUUCUGAGCAAAAGAAGACACCCCUCAAUCAUGAGCCAUUUUUCCUUGCAUGUCAGCUAGUACAGAUAUGUGUCUGAUCCCUCAUCCACACAUGGCAAACCAGAGCUCUAGAACCUUUCUAGAGUGCACUCUUUUCAGUUGGACCCUGAUGAGGACACACCUCCACACGGAAUGAACGUAGCAGACCUAGAGAUGUAGUAGUGGCUAGUGAGCAGCUCUAGCAUUUACAGAAUAUCUUCUGUAACCAUGGCCCUGGCUCUGCAGGCCUGAGGCUUUGAGAACUAAUGGAACAUAUUCAGGUGGCAAAACCAACAAAACCAUUUGUCCACUAUAUUUAUUUCUCUUAAAGACUUUAAAUUUUUGUUUAUGUUGGGCAUGGUGGCCACACUUUUAAUCCCAGUACUCAGAAAGACGAAGGCAAGUGGAUCUCUGAGAGUUCAAGGCUAUCCUGGUCUAUGUAGUGUGUCACAGGACAGGCAGACCUACAUACAUACCUUGUAUCAGAAGAUGGCCCAACCCCCACCCACCCACCCACCCCCCAAAAAACUGUAUAUGGGUGUUUCCACUACAUGUAUGUAUGUGUAUCACAUGGGUACAGUUUGUUAGGAGGCCAGAAGAGGCUCUUGGUUGGAUCCUCUGGAACUGUGGAGUUACUCUGUGGGUUCUAGGAAUUGAACCUGGGUCCUCUGCAAGGAGACCUUAACCACUGAGCCAUUUCUUGAGCCCCAGUUUCUCUUUAAAUCAGUAGUCCAUCAGGCUAAGUGCUAUAGUAAAGAAUGUUCAUGUGACAAAGUAAUGGUCAUUUGGGGUAUGGGGAGUGUCAUGUCUGUAGAGGUUACUUCUUUUUGUCUCUGAAAGCUGCCAUUUCUAGCCAGACCUAUUGAGUUAAGUGUUUCGGCCCCAGACUCUGCCUAAAACAAGAUUUAAGACUUGCCUUCUGGCCAGUUACACAGUUUAGCCCCAGGCCUUUGAUGUCUCCACUGGAAUACACGCCUUGUUCACUGAGGGCACAACCCCCAAGGGAUACCCCAUCACUGGGGCCUGAACCUCAUGCCUUACACGUGCUAGAUAACCGGCUGCCAGUAAGCUUUUGAAAUCCGAGAUGGGAUCUCUAUAAAUUGCCCAUGCUGGCUUCAAGAUUUCCAUCGCAGCCUCAGCUGAAAUUAUAAAGGUUUGAGUCACCACACCCAGCUCUUAAGGUCUUUUAAAACUACAUUUAACUGAAGGGCUUGGUGCCUUUUGAUUAUAGCACCUUGCUUAGCACAAACAGCCAUUUUUGAGAACAGGGUUUCCCUUUUCCCAAGACUGUUGACGAGCAAGACUCUAAGGAAUACUUCAUGAUCAGGAUGUCCCAUAACCCUGGAGUUUGGUUUAUGUAAUCAGUUAAUUUGGCACAUGUAAAUGUCUAUGCAGCUUCCUCAGAGAUCCAGAUCUCAAAAUAAAGACUCAACUUUUUGAACUCUCAGGAUACGUGCGUGCGUGCCAACAAUAGUAAUUCUCUGACUUAGAAGCUCAUCGAUUUUUAAUCAUGGAAAUCUCUCUCACUGAUAGAAAGCAGCAUCUUCCCCAAGUCCCACUCUUCUGGGAAGACACUUGGCUUCAGGGGAGUACGAUGGAGGCUUCCUUUUCUCAUCAUCAGAGCUGCGUGGUCUGCUCUGCCAGGUUGUAGAAAGUACUGGGAUGAUAAGCCCACUUGCUAUGGCUGUUGUAUCUGAGAAGGAAACAAUUAGGUAGUUGAGGGCUUUAAGGGCUAGUUAGUCCUGGGUGACAGCCCCCCACCUCCACCUCCAGCCCCAUUCAGAAGGCAUGCUUGUCACUCUGCACUGCUCUGAUGCCACCUGUUUCGAGGUUGACAGGGUGUCCUGGCUUUGGUCAUCCAGACGCAACCCUCUGUGCUCACCGGAAGAGACUCUGCCCUCUUUUCGAGUUGCACGAUCCUGGCACUGUGCCAGCCUUCCUCUACAGCUGUUUACAGACAAGAUGGGCCAAGACUGAUGGCCACUGCUCUUGUAACCUUUACUCAAAAGAAUAAUGAGCAUUUAAAAAAAAAAAAGGGAUGAUGUGUUUUUGUUCCAGGUGUUCAUAAUUUAAUCUUUUAAUAUUAUGUUCAUUAACCUCUUAAAAUGAGUGAAUUCUUGAUUGUUUUAACACAGUACCUAAGACUAAUGCUUUCUGUGGACUCCUCACUCUGGAACCAGAGAACCCCUCCCUGGUUAACUGCUGUGAGCGUGGACGCUGAGCUGCUUGUAUAUUCUGAAGGAGCAGGAGGACAGUUCUGAGACAGGAGGACAGUGGCCUUGCUUCUAGACGGUCUUCACUGUGUGUUUUAAAAUGACAUAAAACUCUUUUGACGUGUAUAACUUAAAGAACAUAAGCAUCAGGCAAUAAUAUUUUCUGUGUAAGCUUUUAAAAUUAUUUUUGGGGAUCAUAGCUUGUUUUAUUUUGUGCUAUAAAAAUUAACAGUAUUAAAUGACUUAUAUUCUUAGAAUACAUUGAGUGUCUUUUCUUAACAGAUUAGUGCCUUUUUAUUUUUGUAUUCCAUUUUUCGUUACUGGUCCCAGCAUCAAAACCCUUGUUUCCAUGGCCUGUUUGUACAUUGUCUCAAUAAAACUUGCACCAGCCGGCAUGGCAGCA